UUGCUUCUCUUUUUCUGUUCCGAAGGCCGCCGCUCUCUGCUCUUCUCUGCGGACGCCUCACAACGGAGCUCCUGAAAGCAUGGCGACAUGUGUUUAUUCGCCGAGUUCGAUUUCAAUAUUUGGUUGUCAUGUGUCGCACCGUUCUUCCGUGUCUUCCAUCCACUCGCCGUCGAUGACCUUAUCUAAACUCCAGCCGCUUCGCCGCCUCUCCGAUCGCCUUCUACGACGUCGCAGGCUGAUUGUCUCGGCUGCGUCCGUGCGCCAGGAUACCACCGUCUGGACUCCGACUACGCUGCUGGAAGUUUCCCCUGUUGCUGAGUCGCUCUUCAGUAUUACUAUCGAUGUGUCGGAAUCGCCCGAGGUCGCCGCCUCGUACACCAAGGCUGGUCAGUAUUUACAGCUCCGCUUACAGGAUCCUAACGUAAAGCCUGCGUUCCUCGCCAUUGCAUCGCCUCCGUCAAUCGCCGCCUCGAAAGGUGUGUUUGAGUUUUUGGUAAAAUCCGUAGCUGGAUCCACCGCUGAACUCCUCUGCGACCUUCAGAAAGGUGAUGCUGUGGAGUUGACCUCGGCCAUGGGCAAAGGAUUCAAUAUCGAUCAAAUCUCGCCGGAGGAGGAUUAUCAGACAGUGCUAAUUUUCGCCACUGGAUCUGGAAUUAGCCCUAUUCGUGCUUUGAUUGAGGCUGGAUUUGGUGCUAAUAAUAGAUCUGAUGUGAGGCUGUAUUAUGGAGCUAGAAAUCUCAAUCGGAUGGCAUAUCAGGAAAGGUUUAAAGACUGGAAAGCUUCAGGAGUUGAUAUUGUGCCUGUCUUGUCCCUGCCUGAUGAUGAUUGGAAAGGGGAGCGAGGUUAUGUGCAGGCUGCAUUUGCUCGUGAUAAAAGGUUAUCUAACCCUCAGUCUACUGGGGCAGUACUUUGUGGCCAAAAACAGAUGGCUGAGGAGGUCACUUCCAUUCUUGUAGACGAUGGAGUAUUGAGUGAGAAGAUCCUGAAGAAUUUUUGACAUUUUUUUUCUGCUAUAAAUUAAGUCUUAUCUUACUGUAAAACAUUAUAUAUUCAUUGUCAACAGCUGAGCUGCAUACAAUAUCAGAGUGGAAUAUAUUUUCAAUGACCACA
Molecule: messenger RNA, 1110 nt
Organism: Andrographis paniculata
Lineage: Eukaryota; Viridiplantae; Streptophyta; Magnoliopsida; Lamiales; Acanthaceae
Product: fruit protein pKIWI502-like
Exons: 5
Coding region: 80-997 (305 amino acids)
Molecular function (GO): oxidoreductase activity
Source: RefSeq, a predicted model, not a curated record